AUGGAUUUCGGAAAAUAUCCCUGCCGGUCUCUAAGAUGGCGUUUGUGCUACAAACUGACGUCGCAAAGCGUUGCGUUUCUCUUUUUUCUCAGUCAUGCUGCCAGUGGUCAGAUACGUUAUUCAAUCCCAGAAGAGAUGAAGAAGGGGUCCCUUAUUGGGAAUGUCGCGUUGGACCUUGGAAUAGAUAUGCAGAGGCUCCGUUCUGGUCGGGCCCGUAUCGUGACCGGAGAGAGCAUCCAGUACACCGAGCUGAAGACAGACAAAGGGAUUCUAGUCGUGAACGAGAGAAUAGACCGAGAGCAGCUUUGCGGAGACGUGACGCCGUGCAGCUUCAGCUUUGAGGUGAUUUUAGAAAACCCCAUGGAGCUACACCACAUAACGAUUGAAGUGUUAGAUGUGAAUGAUAAUUCACCUUCUUUUCAUCAGCACGACGAUAUUAUGUUAGAAAUAAGCGAGUCUGCUAACCUUGGGGCGCGAUUUGUGCUGGACAGUGCGGAGGAUCUUGACGUUGGCGUCAAUGGCCUACAAAAUUAUGUUUUAACCCCAAACGAUAAUUUCGUUUUAAAGCAGCACGUAAAUCCAGACGGGAGUAAAUAUGCAGAGAUGGUGCUUCAGAAGCAGUUAGACAGAGAGGAGGUUCCCAGUCUAUCUUUAAAGCUUAUAGCAUUAGAUGGUGGAAAUCCACAGAGAUCUGGCACCGUGAAUAUAAACAUAAUAGUUUUAGAUGUCAAUGACAAUGCGCCUACUUUCAACCAGUCUGUUUAUAAGGCCACUGUGAUAGAAAACACAGCAAAGGGCACUAAUAUCGUUACUGUUAAUGCCACAGACGCAGAUAGUGGAUCGAAUAGUUACAUCACAUACUCAAUUUCAAACGUGAAAAGCAAUAUAGCUGAUUUGUUGUCCAUAGAUCAAGUCUCUGGUGUGUUAUCUGUUUCCGGCCCGAUAGAUUAUGAAAAAGAUAAAAAAUACGAGCUCAGAAUUGAUGCAAAGGACCAGGGAGGUUUGACAGACUCGAGUAAAGUUAUAGUGGAUGUGAUUGACGUGAAUGAUAAUCCACCCUUCAUUAAUGUCAUGUCAUUCACUAGUCCUGUGUCAGAGGACUCCCCUCCUGGUACAACGAUUGGUAUUAUAAAUGUAAAAGACCUCGAUUCAGGUGAUAACGGGAAAGUCAGUUGUACAAUAGAGCAAAACGCGCCUUUCAAGAUUAAAUCCAAUUUGAGAAAUUACUAUACUUUGGUAACAGACACUGUAUUGGAUCGUGAAAGUGUUUCAGACUAUAACAUCACUGUUGUUGCGACAGAUGCAGGAUCGCCUCCUCUCUCAACAAAAAGAACGUUUCAUUUAAUGGUCUCAGAUGUGAACGAUAAUUCUCCAGUGUUUUCACAACGUGUUUACAACGCAUUUAUCGUAGAAAAUAAUUCUCCGGGCGUUUCUCUUCUCACUGUUAAGGCUAAAGAUCCUGAUGAAAACCAAAACUCCCGUAUAUCUUAUAUACUGGAGGAUACUAAUAUCGGUGGGUCUCCAGUUUCUCACUCUGUGUCAGUAAAUGCAGAAAGCGGAGUGAUACACGCAGUUCGCUCCUUUGACUAUGAGCAAAUUAAACAGCUGGUUUUCGUCGUCAAAGCGCAGGAUGGAGGUUCUCCUCCACUCAGUAGCAAUGUGACCGUGAAAAUACUGAUCCAGGACCAGAACGACAACCCCCCUCAGGUUCUGUACCCAGUCCAGACCGGGGGCUCUCUGGUGGCUGAAAUGGUGCCUCGUUCAGCAGAUGUGGGCUAUCUGGUGACUAAAGUGGUGGCUGUCGAUGUGGACUCUGGACAGAAUGCCUGGCUCUCCUAUAAACUGCAGAAAGCCACAGACAGGGCGCUGUUUGAAGUGGGCUUACAGAAUGGAGAAAUCAGAACAAUCCGCCAAGUCACCGAUAAAGAUGCUGUGAAACAGAGACUGACUGUUAUAGUGGAGGACAACGGGCAGCCCUCUCGUUCAGCUACAGUCGUUGUGAACGUGGCGGUGGCGGACAGCUUCCCUGAAGUGCUGUCGGAGUUCACUGACUUUCCGCACGACAAGGAGUACAAUGACAACCUGACUUUUUACUUAGUGUUGGCUCUGGCUGUGGUUUCCUUCCUCUUCAUCACGUGUUUAGUGGUUAUUAUAUCGGUGAAAAUCUACAGAUGGAGACAGUCUCGCAUCCUGUAUCAGUCCAGUCUCCCCGUGAUUCCGUAUUAUCCACCACGUUACUCAGACACUUUGGGGACAGGGACUCUCCAACACGUGUACAACUACGAGGUGUGCAGGACGACUGACUCCAGAAAGAGUGACUGUAAGUUCGGCAGAGCUGGUAGUCAGAACGUGUUGAUAAUGGACCCCAGUUCUACGGGGACGAUGCAGCGGCUACAGGGUGAAAAGAGCAUCCUGGAUGAACCAGACUCUCCUCUAGAGGUGAGUUAAAUAAUGUAG
Xiphias gladius (swordfish) is the source of this 2457-nucleotide messenger RNA. Its product is annotated as protocadherin beta-11-like. Gene Ontology annotation, molecular function: calcium ion binding. The record is from RefSeq and is a predicted model, not a curated record. Gene Ontology annotation, cellular component: plasma membrane. Gene Ontology annotation, biological process: homophilic cell-cell adhesion. Lineage: Eukaryota; Metazoa; Chordata; Actinopteri; Istiophoriformes; Xiphiidae.